CCUGAAAUUAAUGCGCGAAAACCGGCAAUAUGACAGCCCGUGUACGAAUGGCUGAGAAUGGUGCUCAGGUUGUAUCCAGACUUGAGGGGCGACAGUCAUUGAAGGAGGUUGAACCCAAUAUUUUUCCAGUGGAUGGCGGCCCAGGACAAGGUGAUAUUGUGGAGUUUUACGGCAUGGAGGGCACAGGUAAGACAGAAACCUUGUACCACCUGAUCACACGCUGUAUCAUGCCAGUGCAGAGUGGGGGUCUGGAGGUGGGGGUAAUCAUCAUCGACACAGACCACCACUUUGACAUGUUGCGGUUAGUGAGCAUCCUAGAGGGACAUUUGGCCAGACACUCAAAGGAAAGUGACGGUUCUGAGACUGAACCUGAGGAGGGAGUAUGUUCAUGUCUGCGCAGGCUGUCUGUAGUGCACUGUAGCAGCUCAGCGCAGCUUCUUCUUACCCUGCACUACCUUGAGAACUCCAUCUCCAUCCAGCCCUCCCUUGACUUGUUGAUCAUUGAUAGCAUCUCGGCUUUCUUCUGGGUGGAUCGACACAGUGGUGGUGAGAGCAUAGCUUGUCAGGAGGCUAACAUGAGGAAGUGUGCUGAGUUCCUGGACAAACUACGUAAAAACUAUGGCAUUGUGAUUUUCGCUACCACCCAUGCAAUCAUGAGGAACUACAACACAACCUCUGAUUCGGGGCUGUCAGAUGUGCCUGGAUCAUCAUCGUGGAGGUGGAAGUCAGCUGAUAGUGCUACAGACUUUAACAAGCCUUACCUGUGCAGAGCAUGGCAGAGAAUAGUAACUCACAGAGUACUGUUCACAAAAAGCCAGGUGUCAAAAGACCAUAACCAGGUUUUCUCUGCAGCGUGUACCAGCAUAAUGACCAAAGGUGUCAAAAAGUGCUUGUUUAAUGUCAUGGAAGAUGGCUUAAAAUUUUUAUGUGACAAGUGAAAACUCUUUUUUGUACAAGAACGUUCAGGUGCAAAAGGAGGCUAUCAGUGUGUUUAAUGAUCUAGCCAGAAAUUAUUCCACUUGUCUUAUUUAAUUACAAUGAAUUACAUUUACAAUUUAGAUUACCACAAGUAAAAAUAGCUAUGGACCAGUACUGAAGAUUAAUACUUUUGUCAUUCGUCUUAUAAAUAAGACACACUUCCAUUACUGCUUUGCCAUUACAGCAAUGUCAAGAAUUCAUAUUACUAAUAAUAGGGUAAGAGAUUAAACCGAGGGUCGCCUUUGGUAUAUAAUUCAUCUAGCUUUGUUAUCAGUGCUAUAGGUGUUAUAUGUUUGGUUAGUGUUAAAAACACCUAUAAUUUAUGGAGUGAAUAACUAUUUAAAUUUAAGCUUGUGCUGGUAAAUCUUCCACGUAUUUUGUCCUAUUGCUUUGUCUGUUUUUGUUAUGUUUUAUGAAUAAUAGAGACUUACCCUCCAAUUAAAGAAAACUAGUUCUUUAUCCAAAAAAUGUCUAACGAAUAUGUAGUGUAACUAAACUAAUUAUAAAACCAGUUAUUUAGUAAGCUGUCACCUUCAUAUACAGUGUGGUCUAUUAAAUCUGUCAGUGUCUUCAAUACAGAGGACAGCGUUUUGUAACUCUGUGGAAUACUGUAGCUCUCUCUCUCUCUCUCUCACACACACACACACACACACACACACACACACACACACACACACACACAGCAUGGAUCAUUGAGUGAGAGCGGGAAGGAGGAAACACAUCGAUGAAAGCAUCAGUGAGACACUGUCUUUUCAAACACUGGUGCUUCUUUCAGGCCAAGAAGCUCAUUUCCUCUUGCACCUGGACUGCUUUGGACAGCUUCCCUUCAAUCCUUGACCUUUAAUGAGCCUCUUUUUAUCAUGAACAGAAAAGAACACCAGAAAAUACAAAUGUACUUGUAACACUGUUUUAUUCUUCUAUCGUUUAGGUUUUUCUAUAGUAACAUUGUGUUUACAUACAAGCAAUUGAUAUGUGAAUAGAAUAUGCCUGAAAUGUUUUUUUUUGUCUACAUUGUCUACAAAUUUUGUCUACAUUGCUGGGAGGUUAUUUGUUAAAGUAAAAAAUAUAAACAAUGUGAUUACAACAUCAAUAGAUAAAUAAAUGUAACUUUAAUUUCA
Messenger RNA from Triplophysa dalaica, 2096 nucleotides. It is a transcript of the gene xrcc2, whose product is annotated as X-ray repair complementing defective repair in Chinese hamster cells 2. Bases 30 to 938 code for a protein of 302 amino acids. The transcript is spliced from 3 exons. Gene Ontology annotation, cellular component: Rad51B-Rad51C-Rad51D-XRCC2 complex; centrosome; replication fork. Lineage: Eukaryota; Metazoa; Chordata; Actinopteri; Cypriniformes; Nemacheilidae. Gene Ontology annotation, biological process: DNA strand invasion; double-strand break repair via homologous recombination. The record is from RefSeq and is a predicted model, not a curated record. Gene Ontology annotation, molecular function: ATP-dependent DNA damage sensor activity; ATP binding; four-way junction DNA binding.